AUGAAGAGGAUGAUGAUGAUGAUGAUGAUGAUGAUGAUGAACCAGAUUCUUCCUGUGAUGAAGAUGAAGAUGAAGAUGAAGAUGAAGAGGAAGAGGAGCAGACUCUGUUAUGAGGUGAAUCUGGAGCAUUACGUCACCCUCCAGCAUCCUCGCCUCUGAUUGGUCGCUCUUGCAGCUGCCUCUGAUCCUAUUGGCUGAUCCGGAGUCAGCUGCUGCGGACCUGACAGAGGACAGGAGGACAGGGAGGGAUGCUCCGGAUCAGAGCGGCGGCAGGACCCGGUCCCGAAGAAACUGGAUCACCGGACCCUCGGUAAAGCGGACACGGACCCGGACCCGGACCCGGACCUAGAGGGACCGAGGCCGGACUGCGGCUCGUAGCGGUGGAGCUGGAGCAGCGGGACCAGGAGACGGAGCAGAGCCUCGGCCUCCAUCAUCCUCCAUCCUCUCCGCUCCACCUGCCCCAGUGCAUCAUGGGACCUGCAGUCCUCCGCGUGCUUCUCUUCUCCCUGCUGACAUCAUCAGUGUGGGCCGCGGUGGGCGGGGCCAGUCUGGAUAAAGAUGGCGGCGUCCUGUGUCCUCUGCAGUGUGUGUGUGAGACGCGACCUUGGUACACACCACAGUCUGUUUACCAGCAGGCCCGGACGGUGGACUGCAACGAGCUGCACCUACACACACUGCCAGACAACAUCUCACAACACACACAGGUUCUUCUGCUCCAGAGCAACAACAUUUCCUCCAUUAAUGAUGAACUUCAGAGUCUGAUCAACCUCACAGAGCUGGACCUGUCCCAGAACCACUUCACACAGGUGAGCUCCAUGGGUCUGGCCUCUCUGACUCACCUGGUGACUCUGUACCUGGAGGAGAACCAGGUGGAGGAGCUGGAGGACUUCGGUCUGAGGAACCUGUCCAGUCUGGAGGAGCUCUACAUCAACCACAACCACAUCUCCUCCAUCGGACCCAGAGCCUUCUCCGGCCUCGCCAAGCUGCUGAGGCUCCACCUUAACUCCAACCGCCUGGUGGCCAUCGACAGCCGCUGGUUCCAGUCGCUGCCGUCCCUGGAGAUCCUGAUGAUCGGGGAGAACCCCAUCCUGGGUCUGGAGGAGAAGAACUUCCUGCCCCUGUCCCGCCUCCACAGUCUGGUCCUGGCCGGGAUGGGACUGGCCUCCGUCCCCUCGGCCGCCUUCCUGGGCCUGGACGACCUGGAGAGUCUGUCCUUCUACGACAACCAGCUCAGGUCUGUCCCCCGGGACGCUCUGAGCAUGCUCCCUAACCUCAAGUUCCUGGACCUAAACAGGAACCCCAUCAGCCGAGUCCAGCAGGGGGACUUCCAGAACCUGCAGCACCUGGAGGAGCUCAGUCUCAACAACAUGGAGGACCUGCUGAUGUUGGACCGCUGGUCUUUCCAGAAUCUUCCUGAAUUGUCCAAACUGGAGCUGAGUAACAAUCCUCGUCUGUCCUACGUCCACCCUGAGACCUUCAGUGACCUGUCCUCCCUGCGGACUGUCCUCCUCCAUAAUAACCAGCUCAGCCUCGUCUCCGGGGACGUCCUGUCCUCGCUGCCAUCCCUGGAGGAGGUGUCCCUCCACUCCAACCCGCUACGCUGCGACUGUCUGUCCUCCUGGGGACGUCGCCUUGGAAACCAGACGUCCCAGCUGAAGCUGCUGGAGUCCUCCAUCACCCUGUGCUCCUCGCCGCCUCCUCUGAUUGGUCGGGAGCUCCAGGAAGUGGUGGUGGCUGGAUGGCGAGGGGGCGGGGCCAGCAGCUGCCUUCCUCGCAUCUCUCCACACGCCUUCCCGCCCACCAUGAACGUCAGCCGAGGACGGCCAAUCAUGCUGGAGUGCUGGGCCGACGCUGACCCCGCCCCCCAGUUCUACUGGGUGACGCCCACUGGAGACAAGGUGACCUCGGAGGCCGUAUCGGAGGUGGGGGGGGGCAGGAGGAGGAAGCAUCGUGUCUUUGAGUCGGGCUCGUUGCUGAUUGAGGAGGCGGAGCCUCCAGACUCAGGUGUGUACACCUGUGUGGCCUGGAACGCAGAGGGGGCUGACACCAGGAGCGUCUCAGUGUCUGUGGACUCCCAGGGCUCUGAGGGGGGGGCCUGGGGGGGCUUAGAGCCCGGCAGAGGGCAGCCCUGGCUGGGGAACUGGUCCAGCACUGCAGCCUCUCUGGUGGUUCUCGCUAAGGUGGUUCACGCCCACUCGCUGGUGUUGGAGUGGAAGUUGUUUCCCAGUGGAGGAGCUUCGUCUGUGGGUCAGAACCAGCAGGACGCCCCCCUCCCUCUGGGCCAGAGGACCAGUGCCACCAUUCACAUCCACAACCCUCAGAUCAGCUACACAGCCAAGGUUCCUGUAGAUGUGCAGGAGUAUAACCUGACUCACCUCCUUCCGGCCACCGAGUACCAGGUCUGCCUGAGCGUGUCCUCCUCCGGCCUCGCCCCCCCCCCAGUCCUGACGUCCUGCGUGAACGUGACCACGGAGGGGGCGGUGCUGUCUGUGGAGCUGGUGGCGUCGCGGCGUAGCAGCGUGGCGUUGGCGGCCGUCCUGGGCUCCAUGUUCGCCGUGUCCAUCAUGGCUCUGCUGCUGGUCUACAUGGGACGACGCGUCCACAUGAACAAGAGCUGCGGCCCCUCCCUCAAGAAGUACAUGCAGCACAGCGCCUCCAUCAUCCCCCUCAACGAGCUGUACCCCCCCCUCAUCUCACUGGGCGACGACAAGGACAAGGAGGAACCCGAGGGGCGGGGCCUGGGGGGGGAGGAGGAGGAGGAGGUGGGGGGGAGUCACAUAGACACUACAAAGACCUACAUGUGGUAG
This is a messenger RNA of Mugil cephalus (flathead mullet), 2807 nucleotides long. RefSeq lists its product as uncharacterized. NCBI's taxonomy places the organism in Eukaryota, Metazoa, Chordata, Actinopteri, Mugiliformes, Mugilidae. Gene Ontology annotation, molecular function: protein binding. The coding region runs from base 471 to 2807 and encodes 778 amino acids. The record is from RefSeq and is a predicted model, not a curated record. The transcript has 12 exons.